This is a messenger RNA of Stegastes partitus (bicolor damselfish), 5557 nucleotides long. Its product is annotated as solute carrier family 52, riboflavin transporter, member 2. The record is from RefSeq and is a predicted model, not a curated record. Gene Ontology annotation, cellular component: plasma membrane. Bases 108 to 1436 code for a protein of 442 amino acids. The transcript is spliced from 5 exons. Gene Ontology annotation, molecular function: riboflavin transmembrane transporter activity. Lineage: Eukaryota; Metazoa; Chordata; Actinopteri; Pomacentridae. Gene Ontology annotation, biological process: riboflavin transport.
UUCUCGUAGCGGCGUGAAGCGGCGGCACACUGUCGGUGUUCGGACCCGAACAAGGUCCAGCUGUUCGCCGGCGUCUCGUCAUCCUCCGGACCGGGCUCGGAGCCACCAUGUCGGCCGGUUGGUGGAGCAGCGCCGCGGUCACCCACGGCCUCAUGGCGCUGUUCGCGAUGGGCUCCUGGGUUUCCGUCAACAGUCUGUGGGUCGAGCUGCCGGUGGUCGUCAACGUGCUGCCCGAAGGCUGGAAUCUUCCCGCCUACCUCUCAGUGCUCAUAGCGUUCGGGAACCUCGGCCCCAUCGCGGUGACCGUCACCCACCACUGCGCUCCGGGACGCUUGAACGAACGCCUGGUCAUCCACUGCAUCCAGCUGCUGGCCGUGGUGGCGUCGGCCUUCCUCGCCGUCUUCUGGUCGCACACCGUGGUGGUGGCGGGAGAGAAACGCUCGCUCCCCUUCCUGCUCUUCACCUUCGUGUUGUCUCUGGUCUGCUGCACGUCCAACGUCACCUUCCUGCCCUUCAUGUUCCGCUACCCGCCCCAGUACAUCCGCACCUUCUUCAUCGGCCAGGGCCUCAGCGCCUUGUUCCCCUGCGUCGUGGCGCUGGGGCAAGGCGUCAACAAGCUGGAGUGCAAAACGGUGAACGGCACGGUGCACCCGGAGUAUUUAAAGGUGAACUUCCCCGCCCAGAACUUCUUCUGGUUCCUGUUCGUGAUGCUGUCGGUGUCGGCGCUGAGUUUUCUGGCGCUGACUCGAAGACAGAAGCAGCCUGAGGGCGAGGCGUCGCCGCCGCCGCAGGAGUCGGACAGCGCGGCAGCAAAGAACGGCGAGGAGACCGAGCGGCUUCACAACGGAGGGACGCCGGUGUCCGAGGAUCAGGUUCGGCUGGAGGAGCAGCAGCCGCCCGCUCAGACCUUCUGGACGCCGCGAAACAUCUACCUGCUGGCGCUGCUCGCCGUCUCCAACGCCCUCAGCAACGGCGUCCUGCCGUCCAUCCAGAGCUUCUCCUGCCUGCCCUACGGAAACAUGACCUACCACCUCUCCGUGGUGCUCGGCAACAUCGCAAACCCCCUGGCCUGCUUCCUGGCCAUGUUCGUCGUCCUCAGGUCCUCCUCAGGUUUGGGCUUCUUGUCCGUGGCUGGGCUGGUUUUUGCUGCGUAUUUGAUGGCGUUGGCGGCUCUCAGUCCCUGUCCACCGCUGCUGGGAAGCAACGCUGGUGUGGCUUUAGCGGUCGUCUCCUGGAUCGUCUUCACCGGCCUCUUCUCCUACCUGAAGGUGGUGAUCGGGACGCUGCUCCACGAGGCCGGCCACGCCGCCCUGCUGUGGUGCGGCAUCUCCAUCCAGGCCGGCUCCCUGGUGGGCGCCCUCACCAUGUUCCCCCUGGUGAACGUCUACCACGUGUUCUCCAGAGCCCAGGAGUGCGUCGACACCUGCGGUCCCUGAAGUACGUUUUCUCGGCAGCACAGUUCUCGGCCUUCCUGGUGGGAAGCGACCGCUCUGACCAUUGUUCCUUUGCUUCCUGAGAGAAGCUCUUUCUCUGUGUUAUUUUUUAUUUUUUGUGGAGGAUCACGCCGCAGAUUCCCCGCUCAGAGGCCUCCGAGCCUGCGGACGCGAUAACAUUCCCAGACAACGGGAGCGUUGUACUGCUGCAUGCUGGCCGAGGGGAUGUAAAAACACGUAUGAUGCAGUGAAACCACAAGUGCUUUGUGUGGAGUUUUAUAAGGAGGCUCUGUAGCUGGAGUUGUUUACAGAUUACAGACGGAUUUCCCCACAACAACACAUCAUGUGAAGCUGUUUGCUCAGGGACCAUGAACUCAUUCAUCGCUCGUAUCGUUUGUUGCUCCUGAGCCUGUAACUCCGGUGGUGGGCGAUCGGGCCUAAGGAGAACUUCUGAACCUCGUCGAACCCUCAAAUCUCCUAGUUUGAUUUUAUUCUCUAAGUUCUGUGGCAGUGAUUUGCGUCUGUGCAGCUUUGAAAAAAGUAUAAUCUUAGCUUAGCAUCAGGAAGGAUUCUACAAGUAAGUUGUUUUUCCUGUACUGUUGAGUAUUUCUCAGCUCCUUCACGUCUUUUGAGACUCUCCGGUUGGACUCCAGCUUCAGUAGUCCUCGUUCUGUUCUCUGGAAAACCUCCUGCAUGCUGGAGGUCCAGUCCAACCAGAACCUGGAAGCUCACCGAGGCCGCCGAGCACCAGCGUUGGCUCACGUCCAAGCAGCUGACUGGUGGAGGUUGAGUCUGUCUGCAGAGGCUGAUAAACAGCGACCUGGUCGACUUUAGCUGCGUUCUAAAUCGUAUGUUUGUCCUUUUUAGUUUCACUACAGCUGCAAACUACAAACUGUUUCAUGCAGCACAAACAUGUUUCAACUAGAAAUAAACUCCUAAAGUCAACUUUUGACAAACUUUGUUUAUACUUUCUCUACUGCCCUUAGUUAUUACACUAGCGAGACGGCCAUUUUCCUUUUAAUCUUUACUAAAAAACGUACACUAAGCUCCCGUCAUGAUGCAGUCUGUGAGAUUAAUCUGAAAAGCAGAGAGUUAAAUUGCUAAAUUUAAGGUAAAGUCUGCGAUUAUAACUCAAUGCACAUUGAUUAUCUGUAGGGCUGGACCCGAACAUCCGAAUAUUCGGUCGCUGUGGUGGUAAUUUAGAGAUCCGAAUAUUCAUCUGGCGCCACUUGUAGCUGCACAGGUCUAAUGACAGAGGCCACGCUUCGUACUGAUGUCAACGGAGGUUUAUUCUUAAUUCUUCUCUGUCUGUCCCUUCGGCAAACACCGCGUAACACCGUGAAAGCUAGACACAAUAAACAAAUGCACAUCAAAAACAGACAUUUGUGGAUCUUUCAGUCUCUCUUGUUAGCAUAAUCAGUGAACAGGCUCGGUCAGUUAGAAUACAAACACACCACAGAAACUGUAUAAUAUUGUUCGCGCAAAUCAAACCACAUUAUACAUGAAAUAUAAACCAACAGAUAGUUACCAUACGCGCCUCUCAGACCACAUGCAGAAUGGCGAUAACUUGCGCUACGUGUCUCUGGUGCAUCCCGUACCGGUUCUGACCCACAAUGCUGCUCUCUUGACCUCACUAAAGGUCAGUCAUGUGACCUGACUUAUCAAAAUAAAAGUCUGAUGCAGAGUACCUAACUUUUUAAUUAAAACUGGAUUUUAAAGUGACCUAUUUUUUAACAAUCUGUUACCAUUUGUACCCUUUUCAAUUUAUUACAUUUUUGAUCUCAGUUUUUAAUUAUCUAUGAACAAUAAAACAAUGAAUUGACAAACAUAAAUUAUACACAUCACAACCUGUCUCUUAGACAGUUGGUGGAAACAGAACCGGGACCGCUACCCUAAACAAGCAUUAGCAGCCAAAUGCUGCCUGUGUGCUCUGCCCACUUCCACCCCGACGAGUAUUCGGAUAUUCAUCAUUAAAUGGGCCCAAAUAUCUGGAGCCCAGAAAUUGCUAUUCGGUCCCGCCCUAAUUAUCUCCUCACGGUUCGUUCUGUGCUGCAAACUCAUUUGAUAUUUGUGCCGUGCUUGAGCCUAAACAUAUACAAGAGGUGAAGUGAGCGUGACAGUUAAUCUAUCCUUUGCUAACGAGUUAAAUGAGCUAAAUACCGACGGCUGCACUGUUUAAGAUCGUCUACGACACGAGGUCGUCCGAUCGCCCACCACCAGCCCCCACCGAGAGGACAACGGUUUUUAUUUUUAUUUUCACGGACGGUUUUUCGAUGUCUGGCUACCUCUUCCUGUUUAAGCAACAGACUCAUAUUUCCAUGAAUUAGUCAGAAACACGCUGAUGAGGUCAGUAUAACAAAUCUGUUGGAUUUAUUUUAUUUUAUUUCUAACAGAAGCUCUUAGUUCACAGCUGCAGCGACAUUCCUUUGAUUUUGAUGCCAAAAAACUAUUUCUGCCUGAAAAAUGUUGAGCUGUACAAACACUUCCUGUUUGCUUUAAAUGUUCAUGUUGUUGGGUAAUCCUGUUUUUGUUUGUUUUAAAUUUAUCAGUGAUAUUUCCAGUUUUGUGAUGAUUUUAAAUGGAGUUUAGUGUUUCGUGGUGCUUUUGUUUUUGUUUUUUGUUUGUGGUUUUUUUUACAGAGAUCCCUAAAGGUCACUGAACAGCCAGUUGAUCCAGUUUGGUUAUAACACAAGACCAGUUUGAGAAACACUCUGCGGAUACAACAGAAACGAGAGACGCUUUAUGUGAUGCACUUGUUGCUCGUUGUUUACUUCAAAAGGCCCAAUCUGACGGAUUCUAGCUGUGAUGGGGAAGCUGCUAAUCUGCUGGUUGUUGUUCACAUUUCUGCUGCUUUGGAUGCGUCCAGCUGUUACCACUGUAACCUGCUGGUAUCCCUAAAAACUAACCCAGUAUGCAGUAAACAUAUACUGCACGACCACGAAGCCGCUCAGGAAGAAAACACAUUCUGUCUGUUAGCAAAAUCAUUCCAGAGCUUCUGCAAAGGGCCUUGAAGAGAAGUGGUGUGUUAGUAACGAUAGUCGGAUCCUCUGUGAAAACAACUUGAACGGUUUCUCAACAAGCAUGACGCCACUUUAAAAAAAAUAAAUAAACAAAAAUGCCAAAAUACAGUAAGGCUGGACCCCAACAUCUGAAUAUUUGGUCGUUGUGGUGGUAUCCAGAUAUCAGUUAUGUGACCCGAAUAUUCGCCCGCCACCCCAUCACCCCCAUUGUUGUGGUGGUAUCUUGAUAUAUAUUAGCCCGCAAACCACCCUCCGCUGCCACCACCGCCGAUGAUGGAAACACUGCUAACCCAAGCUAGCAUUAGCAUCCAAAUACUGCCUGUGCGUUCCGGCCGCUUCCACCCGGUCGGUGCGCUCCAACCCGUUGGCACCCCCCCGACCGUGCAGAAUAUUUGUAUAUUCGUCAUUAAUUGGGCCCGAACACCCGUAGCCCAGAAAUUGCUAUUGGGACCAGCCCUAGAAUACAGUUUGCAAAGUACAUGGGGAGGAAAAUGGUAACUUUUUGUAGAAAUCUCGUGUGGUCUGAUGAAACAAAUGGCUGAUGACUGUCGAUAUGAGAAAGAAGCACGGUGGUGGCAGCAUCAUGCAUUAAUAUGUGUGGUCCAGAUUUGUUUGUUUUUAGUGUUAUUACUAUUAAUCUGUUGGUAUUUAUCUCAGAGAAUAUAGAAUCUGGCGAAGAAAACCCACAAAGAAACUGCUGUCAUGGCACCCGUUGUCUCUAGUUGGGGUUUUAGCGAACCGGUUUACAAAAAGAAAGAAAGCCUGGAGGCGUCCAAUCCCUCGGCUGGAUUUAUCCGUUAAACCAGCAGCUGCUCAUCGACUGAGAUCGUCCCGUUAAAAUGAACAAUAAACAGUAAAUACAUCGACUGUUGCAUCAACGUUCUCUUCUGUUGCAUCCAUAAGGUUUCUCUAAACUGAACGUAUGUUUAAAAAUCCUCCUCAGUAAGUUCCCGCGGUGACCUUUAGGGGUUCUGAUCUUUUUAUGACUUUUUCUUGUUGAUUUUUUUUUUUUUUUUUAAACUAAUUGUCCUGUACCGUGAUUAGACAUGAAAGCGGCUGAAGGCGAGGAAACGUCUGUUAAACAAUAAAGAUCGUUAAAGACGU